AGUUGAUUCUCAAAGAUACCUCUCUAUAUAUACAUACGGCUUCUAUUGGUCUCCUCUCAACUUAUUCUUAUCUAAAGAUUUUGUUUGUCAGCUCAAGUUUUAAAGUAAGUGAAGUGGAUUGGAGAUGGCACAAAUUUUGCUACAUGGCACACUUCAUGUUACUAUAUUUGAGGUUGAUAAGCUCCCUACUAAUUUUGGAAGAAGCAUUUUCAAUAAGGUGGUGGAAGGCAUUGAGGGAGCUAUUGGCUUGAACACGAAAUCGUCAACACUGUAUGCAACGAUUGAUCUUGAAAAAGCCAGAGUUGGCAGAACCAGAUUGCUGGAUGAACACAAAAAUCCACGGUGGUACGAGUCAUUCCACAUUUACUGCGCUCAUAUGGCUUCCGACGUCAUAUUCACUGUCAAAGUUGAUAAUCCAAUUGGAGCUGAACUCAUUGGAAGAGCUUACUUGCCAGUUCAACAAUUGAUAGAUGGAGAAGUCGUCGAUGAAUGGCUUGAAAUCCUGAAUACAGAAAGAAAACCCGUGCAUGGACACUCUAAAAUCCAUGUGAAGUUGCAGUAUUUUGAUGUCACGAGGGAGUAUAAUUGGAAUAGAGGGAUAAUGGUUACAAGAUUUCCUGGAGUUCCUUACACAUUCUUUAGUCAAAGACAAGGAUGCAGGGUCACCCUUUACCAAGAUUCUCAUGUUCCUGAUAACUUUGUCCCGAAAAUUCCUCUUGCUGGUGGCAAGUUUUAUGAGCCACAACGAUGUUGGGAAGACAUUUUCGAUGCCAUCACUAAUGCAAAGCAUUUGAUUUACAUAACUGGAUGGUCUGUUUAUACGGAGAUCACUUUGGUAAGGGACACGAGAAGGCCUAAGCCUGGUGGAGACAUAACGCUCGGAGAGUUGCUUAAGAAGAAAGCUAAUGAAGGUGUGAGAGUUCUAAUGCUAGUCUGGGAUGACAGAACAUCGGUUCCUGUGUUGAAAGAAGAUGGGCUAAUGGCUACUCAUGAUCAAGAUACUGCUAAUUAUUUUCAAGGCACUGAAGUAAAUUGUGUGUUGUGUCCUCGAAAUCCGGAUGAUGGAAGAAGCAUUAUUCAAAACAUAGAGAUUGGGACAAUGUUUACUCAUCAUCAAAAGAUUGUAAUUGUUGAUGGAGAGUUGCCUAAUGGAUACAUGGAGAGGAGGAGAAUUGUGAGUUAUAUUGGUGGUAUUGAUCUUUGUGACGGUAGAUAUGAUACACAAUUUCACCCCCUUUUCAGGACUUUGGACACAGCACAUCAUGAUGAUUUUCACCAACCAAAUUUCACUGGUGCUUCAAUUGAAAAAGGGGGACCAAGAGAGCCUUGGCAUGAUAUUCAUUGCCGAAUAGAAGGGCCAGCUGCUUGGGAUGUGCUCUUCAAUUUUGAACAGAGGUGGAGGAAGCAAGGUGGAAAGGACUUGCUUAUAAACCUAAGGGAUAUCGAUAAUAUAAUCAUACCACCUUCACCUGCUAUGUAUCCUGAUGAUCAUGACACGUGGAAUGUUCAAGUUUUUCGAUCAAUUGAUGGGGGAGCAGCUUUUGGCUUCCCCGAUGCUCCUGAGGAGGCAGCCAGGGCUGGUCUUAUAAGUGGAAAGGACAACAUCAUUGAUAGAAGCAUACAAGAUGGAUAUAUUAAUGCCAUUCGUCGAGCAAAGCAUUUCAUUUACAUUGAAAAUCAAUACUUCUUAGGAAGCUCCUUUUCAUGGUACUCCGAUGAUAUCAAGGAUGAAGACAUUAAUGCUCUACAGUUGAUCCCAAAGGAGCUGUCUUUAAAGAUAGUGAGCAAAAUUGAAGCAGGGGAAAGGUUUACGGUUUAUGUUGUGGUUCCAAUGUGGCCAGAAGGCCUUCCUGAGAGUGCAUCUGUACAAGCAAUACUGGAUUGGCAAAGGAGGACUAUGAAAAUGAUGUAUAGCGAUAUAAUUCAAGCUCUAAAAGCAAAGGGAAUUGUGGCAAAUCCUAAGGACUACUUGAGUUUCUUUUGCCUUGGCAAUAGGGAAACAAAGAAGACAAGAGAAUAUGAGCCCUCGGAAUCACCAGAACCCGAUUCAGACUAUCAAAAAGCUCAAGAAGCCAGACGUUUCAUGAUUUACGUACAUGCCAAAAUGAUGAUAGUGGAUGAUGAAUACAUUAUCAUUGGAUCAGCUAACAUCAAUCAAAGGUCAAUGGAUGGUGCAAGAGACUCAGAAAUUGCAAUGGGAGCCUACCAACCAUUUCAUCUAUGUGUGAAGGAGCCAGCUAGGGGUCAGGUUCAUGGGUUCCGAAUGGCAUUGUGGUACGAGCACUUAGGCAUGUUAGACAACAGUUUCCUUCAACCAGAGAGCGUAGAAUGCAUCCGAAAGGUGAACAAAAUUGGUGACAAAUAUUGGGAUAUGUAUUCAAGUGAGAGCCUCAUUCAUGAUUUGCCUGGCCACCUUCUAACUUAUCCUAUUGGUGUUACUGAAAAUGGAGAGGUCACUGAAAUACCUGGAGUAGAAUUCUUUCCUGACACCAAAGCACCUGUUCUUGGUACCAAGUCUAAUUUUCUUCCUCCCAUUCUCACAACCUAAACCUCCAACUUUUAAUUUGUUCCAUUCAUUUUCUAGACAUAUGUUAUGAUUGUGGAGUAUAUGUUAAUAAGGUUUCUUAUUUAAGGAAAGAAAAGUUUACUAUCACUGCAGGACGCGGUGGAAUGGUAAAGGUUUCUCUACCCUUAAUCAGAGGUUUCAGGUUCGAUAUUAGGGAAUGGAACCCCUAUCCCUUGGUAGGGUGCACUACAAAACCCCAUAGUGGCAGCAUUUCUACGGAAGUUUGUGUAGUUAUGUUACUGGUUGCCAAUUACUUGCCACUACUACUUGUGCUUUCUACAAGUGAUGUCUCUGUCAAACAAUUUGAAUUGUUAGCUUAUUGAGAAUGACUUCAGUA
This is a messenger RNA of Solanum dulcamara, 2903 nucleotides long. Its product is annotated as phospholipase D alpha 1-like. Gene Ontology annotation, cellular component: plasma membrane. Lineage: Eukaryota; Viridiplantae; Streptophyta; Magnoliopsida; Solanales; Solanaceae. The transcript has 4 exons. Gene Ontology annotation, molecular function: D-type glycerophospholipase activity; calcium ion binding. The record is from RefSeq and is a predicted model, not a curated record. Gene Ontology annotation, biological process: phosphatidylcholine metabolic process; phospholipid catabolic process. Bases 125 to 2548 code for a protein of 807 amino acids.